AUGACGGUGCCAGUGCCCAACAGCACGGCGGCGUCGUGGGCACUGCCAGAGCCGGAGCUGGAGCGCUCCCCCUGCCUGGUUGGCAUCGUGCCCAUCGUGUACUACAGCGUCCUGCUGGGGCUGGGGCUGCCAGCGAACAUCCUGACCGCCGUGGCCCUGUCCCGCCUGGCCACCAGGACCAAGAAAUCGUCCUACUGGUACCUGCUGGCCCUGACCACCUCCGACAUCCUCACCCAGGUCUUCAUCAUCUUCGUGGGCUUCAUCCUGCAGACGGCCAUCCUGGCGCGGGCGGUGCCCGGCGCCUUCAUCCACACCGUCACCGUGCUGGAGUUCACGGCCAACCACGCGUCCACCUGGGUCACCGUGCUGCUGACCGUGGACCGCUACGUGGCCCUGUGCCACCCUCUGCGCUACCGCGCCGUGUCCUACCCGCGCCGCACCCGCCGCAUCAUCGCCGCCGUCUUCGCCGCCGCGCUGGCCACCGGCGUCCCCUUCUACUGGUGGCUGGACAUGUGGCGCGACGCCGACCCCCCCACGGCGCUGGACACGGCGCUCAAGUGGCUGCACUGCGUCGCCAUCUAUUUCCUGCCCUGCAGCAUCUUCCUGGCCGCCAACUCGGCCAUCGUCCGCAAGCUGCGGCGGCGGAGGCGCGCGGGGGGCGGCAAGGCCGCGGCGCUGCUGCUGGCCGUCACCGCCGCCUUCGUCGUGCUCUGGGCUCCCCGCGCCGUCGUCACCAUGUGCCACCUGUACGUGGCCUCGGUCAGGAGGGACUGGCGCGUGCACCUGGCCUUGGACGUGGCCAACAUGGUGGCCAUGCUCAACACCUCCCUCAACUUCUUCCUCUACGGCUUUGUCAGCAGCACCUUCCGGCGCGCCGUGGGCGAGGUGCUGCGGGGGCAGCCGCGGGCAGCCCCUCGCCGUGGCAGCGCCCGCUGCCCACCCUUCCCACCCCCGGGGCUGGAACCGCUGAAACUGCUGGGCAGCACCACGCUCUGAGCCAUGGCGGCGCCCAGCUGGCAAUGCCCACCCAGCCCCAUGGAUGGCACCAGGAGCGGGGAGACCCUCACCCCGUCCAUGGAGCUGGGGUUAUGCUGCUGGGGGUGGCAGGAGGAGGGGAUUGUGACCAGACACUCAUUUGGGGAUGCCGUGGUGCCUGCCUGGCAGCAGCAGCCCAGGGUGGGCAGCUCGGCCCUGCCCAUGCUCAGCCCCUGGCACAACGCUGGAACUCAUCCAGGGAGCUCAGUUCAUCCAGGGAGCUCAGCUCAUCCAGGGAACUCAUCCAGGGAUCUCAUCCAGGACAUGCCCAGCCCAGUGGCACCGAGGGUCCUGGGGAGCCCAGGGCUGCCCAUGGUGAGGGGUGGAGGGCACAAAUGAGCACCUGUGAGCCCUGACAAGGACAUGGUGCCCUCCCUGGGUGCCACUCCAUAAACUGCCGUGCUGAGACCAAAGCUCUGGCUGGGUCCGGCUCCCUGGGGCAGCUGGAACGGAGGCAUCCUGCUGCAGCAUCUCUGGCACGGGGUCCCUCUGUCCUGCCCGCCCCGGUGCCCCUGCCCCGUGCCCGGGAGUGCUGGGGGAGCACCCACAGGGUCUGCUCGCUGCGAUGGGGUCUGCACACACGGUAAGGUCACAGCUCCCGGCCCCCACCCA
This is a messenger RNA of Melospiza melodia melodia, 1647 nucleotides long. RefSeq names its product G protein-coupled receptor 142 (gene GPR142). The record is from RefSeq and is a predicted model, not a curated record. Gene Ontology annotation, molecular function: G protein-coupled receptor activity. Gene Ontology annotation, cellular component: plasma membrane. Lineage: Eukaryota; Metazoa; Chordata; Aves; Passeriformes; Passerellidae. The transcript has 2 exons. Gene Ontology annotation, biological process: G protein-coupled receptor signaling pathway. Bases 1 to 996 code for a protein of 331 amino acids.